Molecule: messenger RNA, 3873 nt
Organism: Dunckerocampus dactyliophorus (ringed pipefish)
Lineage: Eukaryota; Metazoa; Chordata; Actinopteri; Syngnathiformes; Syngnathidae
Gene: wdcp
Product: WD repeat and coiled coil containing
Exons: 4
Coding region: 695-2890 (731 amino acids)
Molecular function (GO): kinase binding
Source: RefSeq, a predicted model, not a curated record
AUAUGCAGUCACACGCCCGCCAACAGCCGAGAGCCUCCCAGUCCGAGAUGAGAGCUCGUUUUGUCAACUCGCACCGUUUGUAGUAGUAGUAGUAGUAGUAGUAGUAGUCUUGGUUGUUGCUACAUUACAAGAUGGCGCCACUCCGCGGUUGUGUGGAGAACUAAGUGAUUUCGGUUGUUUAGUAAGCUCAAAUCUCAACGACUGCAUACACAAAUGUCUCCUCUUGUUGAUUUAAUUUGGGUAUUUUCAAUCUGCAGGCAAACCGCGCCGACAACAUGUAAAAGCAGCUCUGUCUUCGAACUCAACUACAUUUCCCGUAAUGCAUCUUACAUCAAGCACGGCGACGAUGAGAAUCACUUCCGGGUCAUUGAUCGUGAACGUUCGGGUCGCUUUUUCGCCGGCAAAAUGUGAAGAUCAGCGGGAUAACGUUCACAAGAAAUACUAAACAUUAGACAAGUCAAUGUCAGCAUGCCUCGGGUCCUCAAAGGUCAUCUAAUAGCUUUAAUCAGCUAUUAGCACUCGCCACGGCCACCUCGGCUCAGGCCAGCGGAUUAGGCUGCCUACGUGGAAGGAGAUGCAGGAGAGGCUUUUCUUAAUCUGCACUGCUGGUUGUCACUCCUCACCCACCUGGAUCACGCUGCUGUUGCCGCUAAUGGUUGCUUUUUGAAUUGUCUUGGUUUCUCCUGCCGCCAGGAUGGACCUGGGCAAGGCCAAGCUGCUGCGAAGCGGGGUCAACACGCUGCACCGGGCCAUUCACCCCAUGCACGGCAUCGCCUGGACCGACGGCAGGCAGGUGUGUCUGACGGCGCUGUACUUCGUCCACGGAGAGGUCAAGUUUGGCGACACUAAUGUGAUCGGGCAGUUUGAGCACGUCCUGGGGCUCUUCUGGGGGCCGCUGUGCUGCCCGGACUCGCCCGCCCUGCUGGCUGUGCAGCACAAGAAGCACGUCAGCGUCUGGCAGCUGCAGCUGAGCACACUGGAGCACAACAAGCUGCUGUGCACUCAGACUUGCGAGAUGAGCGAGCCCUUUCCGCUGCUCCCUCAGGGCUGCGUCUGGCAUCCCAAACUGGACAUCCUAGCCCUCCUGACCAAGAGGGAUGCGUCGGUGCUGUUUUCCGUUAGAGUGGACAACAGGAGGACCAAAGUGGACAUCAAAGGUAGUGGACUGAUCCACUGCGCUUGCUGGACUAAAGAUGGCACCCGGCUGGUGGUGGCCAUCGGCAGUGAGCUUCACUCCUACGUCUGGAACGACAUCCACAAGAGCCUGGUGGUCUGCUCCUUCUGCCCCAUCUUUGAUGUGGGGGGCUACAUCUGUGCCAUGGAGGCCACAGGGGACUCUCAGGUUGCUGUGGCAACAGAGCUGCCUUUGGAGAAACUCUGCGGGCUGAACGCCGGCAUGGCCUUCGAGAUGCCACCUGAGGCAGACCCACCGCAGAGCCAGACUCUGGAAAAUGACCCCCCUCUGGACUCAAGGAGACGAUCCUUUGAGUCAGAGAGGUCCCACGCGACCAGCUUGGGCCCCCUGGACCUCACCCACCUGCUCGCCAAGCACCGCCGUUCAGACCCGAGCCCCCUUAUUCACCUUCGACGCAAGGAUGCGGUAACGGGCUCAGGCCAGGACUCAUCGCACCUGGUCUUGAUCACAUACGAGCGCAAGGUCACCACCACCCGCAGAGUCAGCAUCCCCGGGAUCCUGGUGCCGGAUAUUGUGGCUUUUGAUCCCCGGGCUUCUACUGUGGCCGUGGCAUCCAACACUUGCAACAUGGUGCUGGUCUACUGCAUCACGCCGUCAGCCAUGCCCAACAUCCAGCAGAUCUCCCUACAGGCCAACGACAGGCCCAAGGGGGUGUGCUUCCUCAGCGACAAGGUGCUCCUGCUGAUGGUGGGCCGCCAGAAGUCCAUGGACCCCGCCUUUCUUCCGUCCUCCAACACGGAAAAAUACAUCCUUUGCCUUUUAGCCAAAGAGUUGAUGUGCGACAGAGAGGGUGGCAUCUCGCCAGCUCCCUCCCCUCUCAACCCGGAGUCUCCCUGUAAUUUUCCUGGGAUUAGGACGUACUCGGAGGACAGGGAGCGCCCGGGGAUAAAGGACUUUGUGCUGCCAGGCAUGGGCGUUGUCCGUUCACCCGGAAGCAGACGUCGGCUGGUGGAGGAGGUGAGGAGUGGCGAGGCCAGUCCCGUAACCAGCUCCGUGGACUUCUCUUUGGAAACAACCCAGUCCAGCGCAUCCUCUUCUGUCGCAGUCGAGAACUUUGACGCCGACCACGUCAGCCGCAUGGCCAGCUUGGCGGUGGCCGGCCAGGCCUGCCGGGAGUCCGGCCGGGCAGCGUCGCCUUGCCCGGAGCUGAACGCGGAGGCAGUGCCGGCGCCUCCGCCCGUCCAGGAGAGGCUCGGAGGUGGGGUCGGCCCAGGCCGGGAGCGAGCGCUGGAGCAGCUGGUCUGCAACACCGAGCGGCUGUUUGCUCGCUUUGCAGACGUGCAGCAUUGCCUGAGCGAGAUCCGGGACUACACGCAGAACGGGAAGAAGGUUCUGAGCAUCUACCCCAGCACCGGAGAGCCCCCUUACGUCAACAUCACAUGUCAGAAGCAGCUUUCUGAGAACGUGUUCAUCGACGAGCGGCGGCCGGUGCUGCUGUGUGACGGCAAGUUGUGUCUGCGCGCCGUGCAGGAGCUCUUCAACCUCAGCAUUGUGGAGAUGCUGCACGGCCCCCUGUGGAUCGUCCUGGUGGCGGACGCAGACGGCUUCGUACCCCUGACGUUCAACCCCAAAGAGGAGCUCACCGUACGCAACGGCAUGCGUAAAUCCACCCUGCGCACCCCCGAGAACUCCUGCUCAUCCAGUCCGGCCCCCGGUCACAAUCCCAACAUGAUGAUGGCGGAGGCCUCCACGUAGCGCCACCUCCGACACACCCGGCCUGAACCACACAGAAGACUUUUUUUCAGUAAAGUCCUUUUAAUGGUUGUCUUGGUUUGAGUGUUCAACCCUAACAAGCCCAAACUUCUACAAUCUAAUACAAAGAUUCUAAUCUGAAGAUGAUAUUGUUUUCAGUAACAUUAAAUGCUAGCUGUAGCCUAGUGGCCUCUUCUAGGUACUGCUGAAAUCCAUACCAGCUGGAAAACUACUAAUUGUUGUUUCAUCUAGUCUUUUGCUUUUUUUGUACUGAGCAGCCUUUGUCACAGAAACGUACAUUUCCUGUUCUAUGGUUAUCAUCACAGUUUUAAUCCUUCAGAUCGGGGUUGUUCAGUUGGAGGUCUGUGGGCCCCGCCUGACAUCCGAGUGGCCCGCAAGUUCCGUUCAAAAUUUGGGAGCACAUUGCUGUCAUCUCCAGGAUCUUUGAUUAACAUUUUUUUCAGUGAGUUCCUUAAAACAGUAGAACACUCCUGUUGCCUUUGUGGUUUUUCAGUAGGUCCUUAAAAAGAGCAGAGCAGGCCUGGCAUAUAGAGGAUCUUUGGUGACUGUUUUUGCAGUUGGUCCUUAAAAAGAGUUGAGUAGGCGUGGCACGUGGAAGAUCUUUAUUUUUUUAGUAGGUCCUUUAAAAUAGCAGAAUGGUCCUUUUGUAUAGAGGGGAUCUUUGGCUACUGUUUUUGUAGUAGGUCUUUAAAAACAGCACAACGCUCCUGUUAUUUAGAGGAUCUUUGCAUUCAUUGCGUUUUUUGCAGUAGGUUCUUAAAGGCAGAGGAUCUUUGAUUAGUAUGUUGCGAUGCUCACUGAGCUCAAGUCUCGCGAGAUUUUUUGGUGCUAGCUUGCCAGUGUUUGCUUUUGGAGGGUCCACUUUAUUUAAUCACCCAAAAUGAAUAUUUACCAUAAAAACAGACUAAUCGUGAUGAAGAGGUGCUUUAUUGUGGAUAUCAGAUUAAAAAACAGAUUUUCAUGAA